UAACCAUACUCACUUCCUUUUGGUUCACAUGGCGACAGGUACACAGUAGAGAAGAACGGAAGGAAUCUCAAACAAUUAAAGGGAAUAACAACGAUAAAUGGACGACUAAAGACAUCAAACAAACAUUAUAAUAGUCUGUUUACGAAGUUAAAACUGUUAAACGAUCUGUUUUAUUGCCAUAAUCCAACAUAAAUAUGAGUUUUAAGGAGAUUAAAUAUGAGCCUCGUCAAGAUUGGCAACAAACCUCGACUGGUGUCGGACAUCAUCACAGACCUGGUUAUUAUUUCCCUGAUUCAGAAUUCCAGACAUUAAUAAGAGAACCACUUCCUCCUCCACUUGCCAAACAGGAUGAAGUUACUCGAGAUCAACAUUUUGAGACCACCACUGGAAAAGCUCAUAAUAACAAAUAUCCAUAUGGACCAUUUCAUAAUACUGUCCAUACUAAAGCUCCAGGUCAUUGGAAAGUCAACUAUAUUAAAGAUUUAGCAGAAAAGUUGGAUAAAGGAGGUUGGAGGAAACCUCUGUCUGCUGGCAAUCAGAUGUCCGAGACUAAAGAGGAAUAUAGAAAUAAAGCAGGAGUAAGACAAAAAUACCAUUUUGAUGAUGCAGCUGGUCUAAACAUCCCACAGACAUACAAUCAGUGGGAUCACCAUGUGGAAGGACCUUCGAAGUAUGGUCAAGGAUCAACCCAGAAUCCAAAAAUCCAGGCCAAACCAUUCUAUGUGAGGGACCAGGGUGUGCUAACACUAAUGGACCCUUACCUCACAACAACACAAAAAGACCACAGAUCAUUUAAACCAGAUGAAUUGAAAAAAUAUCCCAAGAAAGAUGUAGCAACUUACUGGGACUGUGAGGAGUAUCCAAAAGCAUGGGGACAUGGAAAUAAAAACAAUCCAGUACCAAAGGAUAAUGUACGUAGAGAACAGUUACCUAUGAUUGAUCCCACAUGGUUCAAAUCAAGGACAAAAAUACCUCGCCAGCCUAAAUCUUUACUGCCUGUGCCACAUGGAGGUCUUAAAUCACUGUACACAGAAUCUUUUAUCCAACCAACAGAUGUUAAAGCUAAAGAAAACUUCUAUUGUCCUGUUGAUACUCCAUGGGUCCUACCACCACCAGGAACUAAAUCUGUGAUGACAGCACCCAAAAUGUACAACACAGAAUACCAAAAUGUUGGCAGUGGAAAUCCCAUUACUGUGUAAAGAAGCCAAUUGACAAUAAACAGUUAUACUAAAGAUUUGAUUUGUUUGAAAAAGUCAAAUCAUGAUUAAUUUCAAUCAUGGAUUAAAAUGACCUGAUUAAAUCAUUAAGUGCAAUCAAUGUGUAUAUCAGGCUAUAUUUGAAAAAAAAGAAAAUGUUUGCCAUAGCCUAAGUGGCCAUUGAACUAAUCAACUAUUAUACAAAUUAAUCAUAAAAUAACGAAAACAGAUUGAAAGAAAGUAAAUCAAGAAUCUUUUUUAUCAGUAUUUAUAUUUUUAGUUUUCAGUUUUUGUUAGGCUAUGGCAACCAAAUUAUAGUUUAUUUUGGCAUGUAUAAUCAUGUAUAUGAAUCAGAAAACAAUCUACGGUUUAAUCGUGUUAACAACUCUAAAUUUAGUUUACUAUUAAGCAAGACUAUCUUGAACACUUUCUAGUUUGUUUAUUUUUUUCAAGCAAGCAUCCUGUGAUAUAUUUGCUUUUUAAGAAUUUUAUAUAUAUAUAUUGUUGUCUUUUAAUUUCAUUGUUUUAUAAACAUCUUACAGAAACUUGUAUUUUUUACAUCAUAUUUUGAACAGUUUUAAUUCUAUCAAUAUCACAUUUUAGAGCAACAUAUUGCCUUAUUUCAGCUGAUGUGUUGUGAAGUUUUUAGAUAAUUCUAUAGAAAGACAGUUUAUUUAUCUGUCUUUGUCAUUUCAUGUUUUACUUCUUGUAUCAUUGUAUAAACUGUUUUUAACUCGAAACAAAUUAAAAUAUUUGUGAAGAAAUAAAGAAAAAUAAAAUAUUA
Mytilus trossulus (common blue mussel) is the source of this 1980-nucleotide messenger RNA. RefSeq names its product stabilizer of axonemal microtubules 3-like. The record is from RefSeq and is a predicted model, not a curated record. NCBI's taxonomy places the organism in Eukaryota, Metazoa, Mollusca, Bivalvia, Mytilida, Mytilidae. The transcript has 6 exons. Bases 195 to 1199 code for a protein of 334 amino acids.